Molecule: messenger RNA, 930 nt
Organism: Carlito syrichta (Philippine tarsier)
Lineage: Eukaryota; Metazoa; Chordata; Mammalia; Primates; Tarsiidae
Gene: TAS2R8
Product: taste 2 receptor member 8
Exons: 1
Coding region: 1-930 (309 amino acids)
Biological process (GO): detection of chemical stimulus involved in sensory perception of bitter taste; sensory perception of taste; G protein-coupled receptor signaling pathway
Cellular component (GO): membrane
Molecular function (GO): bitter taste receptor activity; G protein-coupled receptor activity
Source: RefSeq, a predicted model, not a curated record
AUGUUCAAUACCAAAGAUAACAUUUUCAUGAUCAUAAUAACUGGAGAAUUCAUAAUAGGGAUGUUGGGGAAUGGAUACAUUGGACUAGUCAACUGGAUUGACUGGAUUAAGAAGAGAAAGAUCUCCACAACUGACUACAUCCUCACCAAUUUAGCUAUCUCCAGAAUGUGUUUGAUCAGUGUAAUGGUUCUAAAUGGUAUAAUAAUGGUAUUCUACCCAGAUGUUUAUGAAAAUAAUAAACUGAUGGUGAUCAUUUUUAUUUUCUGGACCCUCAGCAACUACUUAAAUAUCUGGUUUGCCACCUGCCUCAAUGUCUUCUAUUUUCUCAAGAUAGCCAAUUUCUCCCACCCACUUUUUCUCUGGCUGAAGCGGAGAAUUGAUAAGGAGAUUCGCUGGAUUCUGCUGGGAUGUUUUGCCAUUUCCUUAUUGUUCAGCCUUAUGCUAGUAAUGGUACUGAAUUGUAACUAUAGUGUGGAUGUAAUUGCAAAACAUAAAAAAAACAUCACUGGAAUAUCUCAUGUGAGUAAAAUUCCAUACUUCAACCCAUUGACUCUCUUGAACCUGUUUGCAAUUGUCCCAGUUAUUGUGUCACUGAUCUCCUUUUUCCUUUUAGUGAAGUCACUACGGAGGCAUACUAAGCAAAUAAAACUCCAUUUUACAGAUUGUAGAGACCUCAGCACAGAAGCCCAUGUAAGAGUCAUAAAAAUUGUGACUUCGUUUCUCUUCUUUUUUUUCCUAUACUAUGCGGUUUUUCUUUUGAUGAACUUUAGUUAUCUAAUGACAGAAGAAAAGUUAGCAAUUAUGAUGGAAGAGAUUAUAGCAAUUCUGUAUCCCUUGGGUCACUCACUUAUUUUAAUUGUUGUAAAUAACAAAUUGAGGCAGGCAUCUGUCAGGGUGCUGAUGUGUAGAAAAAUAGCUUGCAUGUUGUAA